GCCAUCGAUCGAUCCACCAACUCGCCGGUGCAAUCUUGUUUCGUUUGAUCACGCUCCGAGCUGCCUCAGAGUGUAAACAACCGCCACGCGUGCAGUCGACAUCGCCGGCCAUGGCGGACGACGACCAGAGCCAGCAGCCGCCGCGGUACUGGUUCCCGUACUGGAGCGGCGUCCCCCAGCCGCCGCCACCGUCCCGCCCAUCCCGGCCCCCGGUCCGCCCGCAGCUGUCCAGGCGUCUGUCCCCGCCGUCGCCGGCCGCAGCGCCGUCCUCGCCACGGCGGCCGUCCCCGUCUCAGAACCGCCAGCAGCCGACUACCACCACCGCGCCGACGAGAGGCGCCGUUCCUCCUUGUCCUCCGCAGAGUCAGGUGCCCCGCCCGUCCCCGUCUCGAUCCUCGCCGCUCGCGCCCAUCAGAGAGCCGGCGCCGGCGCCUCCGUCCAACAACUCCAACGUCGGCGGAGCUGCCGCGCCGGAACCGGCCAAGCCGCCUGCUAAGCCGGUAGUUCUGCUUCUGCCAGCUUUUCCUGAGGCUUCUCCUAGGCAGAAGGACGCCGCCGUCGUCCUCCCGCUGGUGAAGCCCAUCGCGCAAAUGCAACAGCCUGCUGCUUCUGAGAUCAAGGCGCACGGCGGCCACGGCAAGGCCGUAGAUAAAGAACACAAGCCGCAUCAUCAGAAGGAAGAGAAAGAGGAUAAGAAGGACGAGCACAAAAGCAAAGACAAGGAGAAAGAAAAGGAUCACAAAGAGAAGAAAGAUGAAACCAGGAAGGAGAAGGAGGUAAAGGACAAGGAGAAGAAGCACCAUGCCGGCGAGGACGGCAAACACAAGGAGGCCAAGGCCGAGCACGGGAAGCUGCACAGGGAGAUCAAGGCGGGCGUGGCCGACAUGGUGCACAAGGCCUCCGGCUCCGGGCACGCGGCGGGGCCAGGGACUAGCGUAAUCACGCUGGCCGGGGAGAACAAGGGCGCGUCCAUGAAAGUGGGCGGCGGCAAGAGCAAGAACGGUGGCGAGUGGCACGACCAUGGCUAUCGGCUUGACGGAGGUAGCGGCAGCGACGGGAAGAAGGCGGCCGGCAAGCCCGGGAUGAUGACGGCGCUGAUAAACAGCAACGUGCAGGUGAUCAACAACUCGCUGCUGCUGCAGAGUUCCUGCAACGGCGGGGACCCUGGCGUUCACCUCAAGCUCUCCGCCAAGUCCGCCAGCAAGGAGAAGCAGAAGCAUGCCCCCGGCGGUGACAAGGUUGCAGCUGCUGGAAAGAAGUGAUCGCCACCGGCGGCGCAUGUGAAGUCCUUCAUAUCAUGGUAUAUUGGAAGUAUAUACUAUAUGGGCAGAGAUGUAAAUAUCCAAAUAAAAAUGCAAUGUGCAUUACUGUGACACGGUGAGACCUAACCGCUCCAAA
Molecule: messenger RNA, 1398 nt
Organism: Lolium rigidum
Lineage: Eukaryota; Viridiplantae; Streptophyta; Magnoliopsida; Poales; Poaceae
Product: protein app1-like
Exons: 1
Coding region: 111-1262 (383 amino acids)
Source: RefSeq, a predicted model, not a curated record